This is a messenger RNA of Blastomyces gilchristii SLH14081, 2206 nucleotides long. Its product is annotated as UDP-glucose 4-epimerase. Gene Ontology annotation, biological process: beta-D-galactose catabolic process via UDP-galactose, Leloir pathway. The transcript is spliced from 4 exons. Bases 974 to 2095 code for a protein of 373 amino acids. Gene Ontology annotation, molecular function: UDP-glucose 4-epimerase activity. Gene Ontology annotation, cellular component: cytosol. The record is from RefSeq and is a predicted model, not a curated record. Lineage: Eukaryota; Fungi; Ascomycota; Eurotiomycetes; Onygenales; Ajellomycetaceae.
CUCGUAGAAGGCACCGUAUGGGUGUUCUCUGGAAGAAUUCAUGGUUGUGAUGGGCGAUUUGCGAUAGGGAUUGAAUUCAACGAGGUCUCUGCUGGUAAAGGGAACGUAUCUCAACAGGGUGAGCCUACUUCCCGUGUCCGCGAAGAUUGGAGGGUUCAGAUGGGAAGUUGUUGAUCAACCAUAAUUGAAAUAUUACGCCAUCUUCUUGUUGGCAAGAGGGUCUAGGCUCUCAAAGAUGUAUGAGCAUUGUACUUAGUGGAUUUUGUAAGUUCUUCCUCCGAACCAAACCACCUGAUAAUCCGUAACUACGUAGUCUCUUAAAUAGUUAAUGGACAUCGUGCGUGCAUCGAAAGUGUCGAAGAAGCACCGUCACCCAGAAUUUGAUUGCGUAUGCAAAACAAAGCCAGACCCCACUACGGAGUAGUGGCACUACACAUUGUUGAGAUACGGGGACCUGGUUUGCAGAGGCCACUACUAUGGGGAUUGAGGGAGACGCGUCGCACAUUUUGAUUGGAAUGCAGCGAAAUCCAAGCAUGCAGAUUGCAGAAGGCGGGAACUUGGUGCAGCCAGAUAGAUCAAUAAUAUGAAACAGGAAUGCGAAUAGUUGAUAGUGGGCCCGGGCAACGAAUGUCGGUGUUAGGAAACUUGUAGGGAGGGAGUCAAGCUUAUUUAACUAGUUAAGUAUUUAAAUGACGACAACAUCGAAAAUGAUCGACCAGCUCCCCCUCCAUGCCCACUCAUCCCUCCCCAACUGCGCUCUUCGUCCAUUUUCCCUUCCGCAACCACACAAAAUAUAUAGUGAGGGUCACGUCACUUGGUAGCUUCAUCUCUGAAUCUUGUCCUCAGACCUUCAGCUCUCUCUGUUCCUUGGCCCCCUUACCUCGCCAUCGACGGUAGCAUACCCCGCAAUCGCCUCCACAACUCUCAUAGCUUCCCCAAUACAGCUCAAGCAAACUUCAUCCCAGCGCGAAUCAUGACUGUUGGCAGUGUUCUUGUUACUGGUGGAACCGGCUACAUUGGCUCCUUCACCGCCUUGGCACUACUCGAGGCCGGAUACAAAGUCGUCAUCGCAGACAAUCUGUACAAUUCCUCUGAUGAAGCCAUCAAUCGCAUCGAGUUGAUCUGUGGCAAGCGCCCAGAUUUUGUCAAGAUCGACAUCACCAAUGAGGCUGAUCUAGACAAGGCCUUUGAGCAACACCCGGACAUUGACAGCGUCAUCCACUUUGCCGCACUCAAGGCCGUUGGCGAAUCUGGCGAAAAACCACUCGACUACUACUACGUCAACGUUUACGGAUCGAUAUGCCUCCUACGUGCAAUGAAGCGACACAAUGUCACGAACAUUGUCUUCUCCAGCUCUGCCACCGUCUAUGGUGACGCAACCCGAUUUCCUAACAUGAUACCCAUUCCUGAAGAAUGCCCUCUUGGCCCAACCAACCCAUACGGAAACACCAAAUUCGCCGUUGAGACCGCGAUUACGGACUUCAUCAACUCAGAGCGAAAUAACGCCACCAAGGCCGGAAAGCUAGAAGAGGCUGAGAAAUGGAACGGCGCCCUGUUGAGAUACUUCAACCCAGCAGGAGCGCACCCAAGUGGAAUCAUGGGAGAAGACCCCCAGGGUGUACCAUAUAACUUGCUACCCCUCUUAGCGCAGGUAGCCACAGGAAAGAGAGAGAAACUCCUUGUAUAUGGAGAUGAUUACGCCUCCCACGACGGCACAGCAAUCCGCGAUUAUAUUCACAUCCUCGACCUAGCCGCCGGCCACCUCCAAGCCCUCAACUACCUUCGCGCCAACCACCCAGGCGUGCGCGCCUGGAACCUCGGCACCGGCAAGGGCAGCACCGUUUUCCACAUGGUUAAAGCCUUCAGCGCCGCUGUGGGCCGCGAUCUCCCCUACGAAGUCGUUGGCCGUCGUGCUGGUGACGUACUUGAUCUCACCAGCAACCCAAGCCGCGCCAACCGCGAGCUUGGCUGGAAGGCGACCAGAACGCUGGAAGAGGCCUGUGAAGAUCUGUGGCGGUGGACCAAGAAUAACCCGGCGGGAUAUAGACAGCAGCCACCACAGGAUCUGCUGGAUAAGUUGAAGGUGGGAAAAUAAAUUAGAUUUUUCCCUCCUUUUCUCCUCUUCUCCUUUCUGGUUAAAGAUGUGUGACGUGGAACAGGAAAUAAUGGUCCUCUUUCUUGUUGCUUCUCCCUUGCCCUUGCCCCC